Molecule: messenger RNA, 1880 nt
Organism: Trachemys scripta elegans
Lineage: Eukaryota; Metazoa; Chordata; Testudines; Emydidae
Product: killer cell lectin-like receptor subfamily B member 1B allele C
Exons: 6
Coding region: 91-726 (211 amino acids)
Source: RefSeq, a predicted model, not a curated record
CUGCAGCUGGAAGCUGCUCCAGUCCCUUCCCUCCCACCCAGUGCCAAAAGCCUGCUGUGGCCACAUUCUGGUGUGAAGCCUGGCAGAAAUAUGGGGAGAUCAUGUGACCCUGCGUCCCCUGCCCAGGGAAGAUGCAGCACCAGGAGACACGGUCUCCCUCAGUGCCCGCAUUGGCAUCGGCUCGCUCUGGGAGUUGGGUGGGCUGGGAACGUCAUCCUGGCGGGAGCUGUGAUUGUGCUGGGUGUCUGGGUAGUAACCAAAGGAUCCCGCCUGGAGGAUUUCCGAUCUCAACUGAAACAAACACUUUGUGUUUCAUCACUCAGCAACUCAACAGAGGGCUCCGAGUGCAAACUCUGCCCCAGGGAUUGGUUGUUGCAUAAAGGAAAGUGCUAUUGGGUCUCUAAAGAAAUUAAAUCCUGGAAGAAGAGCUUUGAAGACUGUACAGUGAAGACGUCUCAAAUGCUCGUGAUCCAGGACCAGGACGAGAUGGAUUUCAUACGGAAUGUUACAAAAGGUGUCAAUCGUGUUUGGAUUGGACUUAACGUUACAUCCCCUGAGAGGACCUGGAUGUGGGUGGAUGGCUCCCUAGUCAAUCAAACACUGUUCCCAAUAACCAGCCUUGCUGAACCGAACAGUUGUGGGGUGACGAAGGGGGAUCAGAUUCGUUCUGAUGUCUGUGGUGCUCAAUUCAAAUGGGUUUGCCAGAAAGAAGCCCUCCAGAUAUAAACAGUGUCUUUAAGUAUGUGUAUUGAUGGAACUGAAGUCUAAAGCAUCCGCAGUGAGAAUUUGUAACAUGAUUUUAUGUGGUUCUGUGUUUAAUCCUUUGAAUUCUUGGGCCUGUUACUUUAGAAAUCAAUUUUCAAAACAGGGUCUAUUUUCAAUUUCUUGGUUUUAACAGAAGCUAAUAUGAAUCCCUGAAAUGCCACACAUUUUAGGCUCAUCUUGAUCUUAAUGUGUGUGCACAUAUUUUCAAUUGUGAACAACUGUUUCAAAGCCUAUAGCAGAGGUGGGUUGGGACACCCAAGUGCUGUUUUGGUUUGUUUGACAAACAUGAUUGUUUGAGAACUCUUACAUGUGGACUAAAUUUUUAGAACUAGCCUCUAAAUCUGUUUGCCCAAAAUCUUUGAUUUACUUCCUCACGUCUGGUAGUUGUGUUUCCAGUUGACCAGUCUGGUGAACAAAUACCAUUUAUUUACCCAAAUCUGAAAUUCCAUGCUACCAAAAAGAAAUUUGGUGGGCAAGUUUAGAGGCAAUAUUCCCUGAAAAUUUGGCUGUAAGGCUUUGAGGUACUAUGGGAAUCCAUACAGGGUAAGAUUUUCAAAGGCAGAUAAGGAAAGUUGGGCACGCAAUUCUAAUUGAAAGUCAUUGUCCCUUGAAAAUCUCUAAAAACCAUAGUGUUCCUUUGGAUAUUAUGGGCAGUUUGCAACUUCACCUUUAAGAUGCUCUGGAAAGGAGGUGGGGAAUCCCACCCCACCUUUUUCUUUCAUUUGCUUCUCCACGAUGAAGGCCCCAGAGGUGGGUGUGUUUAAUUAUUUUUUUUAAACUAUUCACUUAGGAAGCUUUAACAAGAUUACAAAUCCUUGCCACAUAAAUAUCAGGAACCAAGCAAUCAUUACAACAGUUAGCUUGUGUUUAAAGAGACCUUACAGAGGAAUAUAGUCAUCAGAGCUUUCUAUUUAACAAAGUGAUACCAUAUUACGGAGCAACAUUGUUACAUCUAUGUCAUUUCUAGUGAUUUUAUUAAAUUGAGUGAAAGCUCUGUAUAGACAUAUUUAACAAACCUGACGUGUCUGCCAAAUGUUAGUAUUCAAAAAAAAGUUGGGCAGAUGUGCUGGCUUUUUUGUGGGUGAAUGUACUUUCUGAGUACUGAAUAAAAGGUA